AUGAGCAGCAGCAACCCGCAAUUCUUUUCCUCGUCGAUGCGUCGACACCCGGCCAGCUUGCUGCCAAAGAUUUGCCACAACCCAGCCAUCCUUGACCUCGUCAAGUGCCCCGUCUCGAGAGAAAUGGUCGUGUACCUCGCGCAGCAAGCGGCGCACGUCAUGCCAUACGCCCAUACGGAGGCCAUCAUCACACCGCCAACGACGCCAACCAAGUCGGUCGCGAGCGCUGAAGCUGACCCGGCCGGCAAGCUCGAGAUCCACGGUCUUCCUAGUCUUGAGACGUUCAUUGCCAUUCUCGUCGACAAGAGCAACGUCCAGGUUCCUACGCUUCUCUGCACUCUCAUCUACCUCGAGAGGCUUCAAAAGAAGCUGCCGAUGCAAGCGAAGGGGCUUCACUGCACGCGUCACCGUCUUUUUCUCGCUUCGCUCAUCUCAGCCGCAAAGUACCUCAACGACUCGUCGCCCAAGAACAAGCAUUGGUGUCGAUACGCCGCCCUGUUCAGCCAGGCCGAGGUCAACUUGAUGGAGAAGCAGUUCCUCGCCCUCCUCGACUACGACCUCCGCAUCGAAGAGCACGAGCUCAUGGUGCACUUCGCUCCCUUCUUCCGAAGGCGCGAAGAAAAGGCCGAGGCUGGCCGACGUGCCAUGACGCUCCGCGGCUGCUUUGCUGGCCAGGAGAUGGAGCGAUACUCGCGUGCGUCUGAGCUCCGCGUCUUCCUCCGCAAGCAGGCCGAAGAAGACAAGGCUCGACGAGAGGAAGAGCACAAGCGACAGCUUCUCUACGCGCAGCAACAGCAGCAAGAGGGCAUGUACGGCUCAGAGACCUGCUACGCUGACGCGCCACCGUCACCAAUCUCACCGAAGGAGUCGGAUCGGUACCACUCGUCGUCGUCAGCAUCGUCUUCGAGCCGUGUCUCGGGCGCCAUGAUGCACCGUCAGCGCUCGAUGGACUCGAGCAGCAGCACCUCUGAAGCCGACCUUACCGAUGACAACGGCUCCUCUGGCUCCUCUGCUGAAGACUUCGACGGCGAAGAAGAGGAUGAUUACUACGUCCAGGAGGGUCUCGAAGAGCGAAUGCAGCAGCACGCUUCUAUCAAUGCCAAGGCGCCAUCGGCAUCUAAGCGUGUCGUCUCGGCCGUCGACGUCGACCUGAUGAGUCAGGUCGAUGCCAGGCUCGCCGCUGUGGCCGCUGCCAACCACAACGGUCAGUCUCACGAACGUUUAAGCCACCGCAUCGUCAACGCUACUGGCAUGGUCAAGAGCCAGACGUCGUCGAGCAUGUUCAGUCGCCAACAGCAACAGGCGCAACCGACGAAGGUGCGACAGAGCAGGAGCAGCUCCAACCUCCUCUCGAGGAUGCUCUCCUCGUCGCAUUGA
Acaromyces ingoldii is the source of this 1377-nucleotide messenger RNA. RefSeq lists its product as hypothetical. Gene Ontology annotation, cellular component: nucleus; cyclin-dependent protein kinase holoenzyme complex. Gene Ontology annotation, biological process: regulation of cyclin-dependent protein serine/threonine kinase activity. Gene Ontology annotation, molecular function: protein kinase binding; cyclin-dependent protein serine/threonine kinase regulator activity. The record is from RefSeq and is a predicted model, not a curated record. The transcript is spliced from 2 exons. The coding region runs from base 1 to 1377 and encodes 458 amino acids. Lineage: Eukaryota; Fungi; Basidiomycota; Exobasidiomycetes; Exobasidiales; Cryptobasidiaceae.